Molecule: messenger RNA, 6145 nt
Organism: Caretta caretta (loggerhead turtle)
Lineage: Eukaryota; Metazoa; Chordata; Testudines; Cheloniidae
Gene: RNF207
Product: ring finger protein 207
Biological process (GO): regulation of cardiac muscle contraction; regulation of heart looping
Cellular component (GO): perinuclear region of cytoplasm
Molecular function (GO): zinc ion binding; transmembrane transporter binding; Hsp70 protein binding
Source: RefSeq, a predicted model, not a curated record
CCAUGCCAUGGGGAAGGAGCAGGAAUGAGAGGAGGGGAGGCUUUGACCCUGGGGGCACUGAGAUCUGUGUCACUGCCGAGCUUUCCCUUGGUGGGGAGCGGAGGUGGUGGCACCGUUCCCAGGGACAGGCAGUAGUGAGGGGCGCACAGUAGAGAGGGGAAUCAAACCAGAGAAGCUGUAGUGCGUACAGCUUCCUGUCCCCUCUGCCCUGCGGGCCCCAAGGCAGAACUCUCAUGUGGGACUCACUUCACAGCAGCUUUGGUUAAUAAUAAUAAUAAUAAAAGCCACCUUUCUUCCCCGUGAUUUCAGAUCUCAUCAUAGCGUGCACAUACAAAUCACUUCCUCCUGUGAUGAAAUGCAGCCUGCUCUGGGGUGGAACGUGGCAACUGUUUAACAGCUCACAGUGACACUGCACAGUGGUCUAAGACAGGAAUUUUGCCUGGGCACUGGAGCCAAAACCUCUACCCCCAAUUCAUAUGUGUGUGGAGUGCAUAGCUCAACAAGGCCCUGAUCCUGGAGAAAGUAAAUAAGGAAGUGUUAUUUACUCCUUUUCAUAACCCAAGAACUAGGGGUCACCAAAUGAAAUUAAUAGGCAGCAGGUUUAAAACAACAGGAUGUAUUUUUUCACACAACGCACAGUCAACCUGUGGAACUUUUUGCCAGAGGAUGUUGUGAAGGCCAAGACUAUAACAGGGUUCAAAAAAAGAACUAGAUAAGUUCAUGGAGGAUGGGUCCACCAAUGGCUGUUAGCCAGGAUGGAGAGCAAUGGGGUCCCUAGCCACUGUUUGCCAGAAGCUGGGAGUGGCUGACAGGGGAUGGAUCACUUGAUGAGUCCCUGUUCUGUUCAUUCCCUCUGGGGCACCUGGCAUUGGCCACUGUUGGAAGGCAGGAUACUGGGCUAGAUGGACCUUUGGUCUGACCCAGUCUGGCCAUUAUGUUCUUAUGGAUCCUUUGCUGGGACUCUCAGGACUACCACAAUACAAAAUGUAUAACAACACUCUGAAGAAAAGCUCUGGAUUGAUCUGAACCUGACCUCCGUUUUAUCUCUUCAAAACACAGAAACUCCACUGCUCUGAUUCUGCCGUGGGAAAAUCCCUACUCUAAAGGUGUGGUCUUUAAAAAGGUGGGGGCAUGGAGUGAUCUCUGAGGUAAUAAACAACAUGGAAUUAGAAAGGCAAACAUCACAAAAGCAUGGUUGUAAAUGAACACACCGUGGCAUCCAGAUCCUGUGCACCAUUUCACAAAAGCCACGAGGUGGUGCUGCUCCAACAGGAACCUACAGAAGGAGAGAGCAAGCAGUUAUGAAAGGUGGCAUUGCCAGCAACAAGUGUUCCACAAUAGGAAGCACUAGUGGGCAGACGAGAAGAGUUACCCCUUGGCACAUCUGCUUCAAGGUGGGGAUGUGGGGCUGGUUAAAUUCUCCUCACACUUGCCCUAUUUUAAACCCACACAAAGCACCAGCCUGACAGCUCGGAAGACUGAAUUUGCCAAGCUAGCUACAGAGCACAGACAGCAGCAGUGCAAGCUUCCGCCAAGCUGCCUCUUGCCAAUGCAUCUUACCGCCCAAGCCUUAGUUGGAGAGGCACCAGGAGACGCUGGGCCUCCGAUCAGACUGUUGACAAGAGACAAUUACAGUGCAGUAGGUGAGGUGGGCAGUUUUCCCCCAGGAAAUUGGCUGAAACUCACCAGCUACCAACUGGCUAUCAGCUAUUUGAUCAAUAUCAGCUUGGACUGGAUGUGAAUGCAUCACCAUUGGUCUAGCUUUCAUUCCUAAUUACCUGAACCAGCCAUUCUCCACUUGCUAAUUGAAACAGAAGAGUUUUUAAUUUGAAGACUCCUCUCAGCUUCCAAAUGAGUAUUGCAUAUUUGUUACUAUUCUCAUUAAUGGUGGCAAUGACUCCUUACGUCUCCAUAGCACCAGAGCUCACAAGCAUCCGUCAGCACUCUGCUGACGUGGUAUAUGAAUAAGGAUAGUUUCCCUCGCCCCUGGGAUGCAGCUGACUCUGGGGUUGAAUCCUCAUAGCCAUUGUGCACCAGUAACUGGACAGGUCUCAGGAGAGAAAGUGAAGAAAAACUGAUUCAGUUGAAUGUUUGGAGGAAUUUGAGAUCAGCUGAGUAAACCUGGGGAACAGGGGUAUCAGAGGCGGCCCUGUGUUUUAGGUAUGGCUUUUGGAUGGAAACUUACUUGCUUCUGAGGAAUUCUAAUGCAAUUCACUGCAGCACUGAGGGCAUUAGGGCCCUGAGUUUUACACUGCCUCUGAAACCCUGUUGAGCACACACAGCUCAGGGGGCCUGCAGGAAGCUCAGACUGAUAGACAAUUGAGCAAUGGGAUCUUCUGCAAAGCGUUAACAUGUGAAUGGGAUCCUGACCUCACCUCACUUAUUGUAGAGCCGUCGCUGGGACAAUGUCUGUGCAAACCCCUCAAGCAUGAAGUGUGUUCCUGUGUGUGACUAGAAAAUGACCUGCUGACUUAUGCUGCUCUGUCACUUUCAAUAUGCCACUGGGCUUCAUAAUCCCAAAAGACUGAGAAAAAUGGGGAGGGCUGAUCCCUUGCAAGGAGAGGCUGGUCUUUUUCCAUCACAUGGAUUGUCCACUAGAUCUGACCUUGGGUGAACCUUGAAGCUUGUUGAUGAGAUGGAAGGGGCAAGAGGGACAGGACAGGGAUAUAAAGGAAACAUUAAUCAUGCAUUCACAUGGCUGUUUGGGUUUAAAUUUACACCCUAGGCAACUUUUAGAGGUGCCUUUCCCUAGGAAUUGCAUACAACAUAGAGAUAACUCAGUCUGGAGAAAACUGCCUGCCACAGGUAGGAGAUUCCUCCUUUCCCCUCUGGAAGAGUCGACAGUGAAUUAAAUGCAUUGAUUUUUUCCCCUUUUACUUAGGCUUAGCAAAUCCUAACCCCUCUGUUAUGCAUUUUAGCCCCUGAGGGAGAACGUGAGCAUAUCAGACAGUCCCCUUCACACCAGGCUGCGUAGAGCACGUCAGCAAAUGAGAGACUUCAGUUUUUUAGAACAACAUUUCAUUGUGCUCUCUGUUAUGCCUGCAGAAACAAUGUAUUCUGAACCCAGCAGCUCUUCCUUAUUGGCAAUGUUGCCCUGGCUACUGUGUUCACGUCACUCAUAAUAUUCUGGCUGUGCUGAAAGCCUCGGCAUUUCUGUCAUUCCAGUUUCAAACGCAUGAAAAGCAGGAGACAGGCAGAGCAAGGGGACUGAAAUUUUAUCUACUAACAGGACAAAGCGGAUACAACGUUGGAAACUUUGGAAGAAAAGAUGUCCGGUGGGAUUUUCUCGCCUUUGGAAAACCUCUGCAACCUGGAUAAUGCCAACUGCCACCCCCUGGUGUGUUUCCUGUGCCAUGAGCAGUAUGAGCAUCCCUGCCUCCUGGACUGUUACCACAACUUCUGUGCCAGCUGCCUGCGAGGCCGGGCAAUAGACAGCCGCCUCACCUGCCCUCUCUGUGGUCAUCAGUCCAUAGUGAAAGGAAACAAUGGGCUCCCUCCUGUCGACAGGCUUCUGAAGUUCCUGGUGGAUAGCUCUGCAGACUGCGAGGAGGAAGUUCAGUGUGCAAACUGUGACCAGGAGUGCAAGAAACAGGAAAUGGACACCAUGUAUUUCUGCAACACUUGUAACCAGCCCCUCUGCAGCAAGUGCCGUGAAGAGACCCACAAAGCCAAGAUGUUCUCUCGCCACGAGAUUGUCUCCUUGACUAAACGCACUAAAGACAUCCACAAGAAAUGCUCUCUUCAUGAGGAACCUUACAUCAUGUUUUCAACAGAGAAAAAAUCCAUGCUCUGCAUUAACUGUUUCCGGGACAUGCAGGUAGAAAGCCGAGCCCACUGCAUUGACAUUGAGACUGCGUACAUGCAAGGCUGCGAGAAGCUCGACCAGGCUGUGAUGGCUGUGAAAGAGCUCCAGACGUCCACGCGAGAGGCCAUUGUCCUCCUCAAAGCCAUGAUUGAGGAGGUGCGCAACAGUGCAGAUGAGGAGAAGACGUCCAUCAACUCACUCUUCAGUAGCAUGCAGGAGAAACUAGCAGAAAGGAAAAAGAUGCUUCUGAAAGCCGUUCAGAGCCAGUAUGAAGAGAAGGAAAAGGCAUUUAAGGAGCAACUCUCCCACCUGGCCUCCCUGCUGCCCACCCUGCAGGUCCAUCUGGUCACCUGUUCUGCUUUUUUGAGCUCUGCGAACAAAGCCGAAUUCCUGGAUUUGGGAUACCAACUGAUGGAGAGGCUCCAGAAAAUAGUCAAACUUCCACAUCGGUUGAGACCUACGCAGACUAGCAAGAUAAACACCGAAUACAGGACGGAGUUUGCCCAUUGCUUGGAGCCACUGCUGCUGCUGAAUCCGCGCCGGUCUGUGGUGGUGAGUGGAGGUGGCAUUGGACCAGGGAUCAGCAAUGGAAACAUGCUCUCGGGUGGUCAGUGCUCCAAGACGCUGAUAGUGACAGGCGGUCCCCCUCCCUGCGAUAAGAUGUCCAUCACAGGCUCCAUAGUUCGAAAGCCAACCAUGCAUCGUUACAUCAGCACCAAGGUCCUGCUGGCCGAAGGAGGGGAGACGCCCUUCACUGAGCACUGUCGCAACUAUGAGAACAUGUACAGGACCCUGCAAACGGAGAUUCAGAACCUGAAGGAUCAGGUACAGGAGCUGCAUCGUGACCUCACAAAGCAUCACUCCCUCAUCAAGACAGAGAUCAUGAGUGAGAUCCUACAGAAGUCCCUCCAGAUGGACGUGCAGAUUGCCUCGGAGUAUUCGUCUGUGGAAAUGAGGCGGAGCACGUUUGAAGAGUUACAUGACCUGUUGCAGCUGAAACAGGAAAACAGCUACCUGACAACCAUCACCAAACAGAUUGCCCCCUAUGUCCGCUCCAUAGCUAAGGUGAAGGAACGGCUGGAGCCCAGACUGCAAGAACCCAAGGAACUGAAGGAUGACCAGACAGAGAAUCUGCUCAAAAUGUAUGAUGACAGCACAGUGACCAGCGACACAACACACAGGAAUGACUUGACAAGAAGCAUGGAAGACAACAGGGAGCCCAAAGUCGACAACCGAAUGCUGAACAUUGUCACUGAGGAUCCCCUACUGAAAGACACUUACAGAACCAAACAGAAAGGUGGGACGGAGAAUCCGAGCCAGAAAGAUUGUGCAACUUAGGCAAGGCAGAAUGCCAAGAAGCCACACGGCUUUGCAUUUCAUAUAUGCAAACAAAAGACUUAAAUAGGAGUUUCUCAAGUACAUUUAUGGUUGAGUCAGAUUGGCGUGUUAGAGGGGAUCUAUCCAUUGAAAUAAAAACUUGACAAGAUGGGGAGGACCAGCAUUUCCAAAUUUAGUUUGAUGAAAUUGAGUCUUGAAAUGCAGACUAAGGCUUCACCAAUUCAGUGAAUCUAAAUACUGUUCUCAUUACAUUACCAGAUGGUUUUUACUCAGUUAUGGUCUGACUUCCCAGGCCAAUUUCUUUGGCUGUUUGUGUAUUUUCAACAAUGUUACACUGUAUUUUUCUGCAUCAAUAAAUUCAAACCUCUAUUCAGCAGAGAAGUCCAGUAUCUCCUGAGUCAGAACUCUUUGGUGGGCCCCCAUCAGGUCAGAAACUUGUUAUUGGAAUUGGUCUCCUUUCUCCUUCACGUGAAAACUUUGAAAAAACAAAUAUUGAUAUAUUUCACACCUGAAAUCCCUUCUUAUCUCAGCUGCUCAAAGCGAACUGUAAACUCUUGGUGGUGAACCUAGAAAAAUGGAGUAUUAAUAAGCCUAAUUUUGACAUUGUGCUAUCAAUUUAUUUUAAAUGCAUGAAAACUGCUAGCUCUAUGUAAGUUUUAUUCCCUCUACCCCUACUCCCUGCCCCAAUGAAUACAAUUUAUUUAAAAGUCUAGCUUAGUAAACAAUGUAUUCUUUGUAAAAUGUGGAAUGUAGCUAUUUCCUCAAAAAGAAAGUCACCUUGCAUAGCCUUGAAGCUGGGUUUUGGGGCAGUUUAUGGUUUUGGGGUGGUUAUUUUUGGGGAGGAAUUGUUUUUAACACUUCUGCACUUUAGUGUAAUGAGAUCAGUAGGACUUCCUUGAGUUUUUAUGCUGUAGACUGUUCAGAAGUCUUGUUUUCCAUAAAAGAUGUACACUGCUUUGUAUAUUAAAAAUCUGAAAAAAUAAAAUGUCAGUUGAUACUUCA